GCGCCCAUAAACAGUUGCUAGUAAAUCGCUGCUUCUCUCGCAUAAUCCCAAAGGAAGAAGAAAGAUGUCCGCUUGUCGACUUGUCCGUGGCUGCUUUUCUUGUAACUUUUCCUCAGUUUUGCCUUUACUUGCACGCUCGGCACAGAUUCAGUCUCAUCGUUUAUGUGCCACACCUUUCCUCCGAAGAAGCGUUUCCUCGUCAAGCCGGUUAUCAGCAGCACUUAAAUUCACCGACAAACACGAAUGGAUUCGGGUAGAAGACGGAUUCGGGACUGUCGGUAUCAGCAACUUUGCUCAGGAGGCCCUUGGGGAUGUCGUAUACUGCGGACUGCCGGAGGUCGGAACGCAGCUGGCCCAACAAGACGAGUUUGGAGCUCUGGAAAGCGUCAAAGCAGCCAGUGAGCUCUUCUCCCCGUUGACUGGAGAGGUGGUUGAGAUUAACGAGCUACUGGCUGACAAACCAGGCCUGGUCAACAAAUCGUGCUACAAAGAUGGUUGGCUAAUGAAGAUGACCAUCGCCAAGCCUUCCGAGCUCGACUCUCUGAUGGACGAGGCGGCCUACGAGCGGUACAUCCGCUCCAUAGAGGACUAAAACGGCAUUCCCUCUUUCCUCCUCACAAAUACCCGGCGGGACGCUCCGCUAGCGUCGUGCUAAUGUGAAGAAUAGCUGCUGCGAAAGGCUCGCUCGAGUUCAGGGACCAGCCGGCGAUUCGUUGUCGAGAAGACGAGUCACGCUCGAGUCGGUCCAUUUGUUCCCUGAUAUUUCAGUCAAGCAGGCGCGAGUGUCCUGGGCAAAAAAAAAAAAAAAGCACUUUGAAUUUGUAUGUACACUGUGGACAUCUGUACAAUAAA
Molecule: messenger RNA, 852 nt
Organism: Syngnathoides biaculeatus (alligator pipefish)
Lineage: Eukaryota; Metazoa; Chordata; Actinopteri; Syngnathiformes; Syngnathidae
Product: glycine cleavage system H protein, mitochondrial-like
Exons: 5
Coding region: 65-592 (175 amino acids)
Biological process (GO): glycine decarboxylation via glycine cleavage system; protein lipoylation
Cellular component (GO): cytoplasm; mitochondrion; glycine cleavage complex
Source: RefSeq, a predicted model, not a curated record